Messenger RNA from Acytostelium subglobosum LB1, 819 nucleotides. RefSeq lists its product as hypothetical. Gene Ontology annotation, molecular function: cysteine-type deubiquitinase activity. The record is from RefSeq and is a predicted model, not a curated record. Gene Ontology annotation, biological process: protein deubiquitination. The coding region runs from base 1 to 819 and encodes 272 amino acids. The transcript has 5 exons. NCBI's taxonomy places the organism in Eukaryota, Evosea, Eumycetozoa, Acytosteliales, Acytosteliaceae. Gene Ontology annotation, cellular component: nucleus.
AUGGUUUAUGUUUACUUUGAAAAGCAAUUGGCAUCAUUAUGUGGUGUUCACUGCCUCAACUCAUUGUUGCAGGGAAGUUACUUCACAGCUGUAGAUCUGGCAAAUGUAGCUCAUCAACUUGAUCAAGAGGAGAUGGAUGUGAUGAGCCAAGCUGGAAUGGAUACAUCAGACUUUAUAAAGUUUGCUGCAGAAGGCAGUGGUAACGUCGCAGAUGAUGGCUUCUACAGUGUACAGGUACUGGAAAAGGCACUCCUCACAUUCAAUCUGACAUGUACCUCUAUAAACAAACAAGAGAAUGCAUCAGUGAUUGAAAACCCAUUGUCAGAGGAUGGCUUUAUAUGUAACCUAUCAAACCAUUGGUUCACUUUGAGGAAGAUCCAGGGCAAAUGGUUCGAUCUCAACUCACUCAAGAAGCCAUCUGUAUUAUCAGACUUUUAUGUUGGACUCUACCUCGAGACACUGAGACAGCAGGGUUGGAGCAUAUUUGUCGUCAGAGGGACAUAUCCAAACAUUGUCCCCUUCUCACCUGCUGAGCUGGGCAUGUGGGUAGACGUGGACCCUAACGCACCUGCCCAGCAGGGCAGCAGGCCAACACCACCCAAGCAAUCAAUGACUGACUAUGAUCCUGAACUGGAGGCAGCUCUAAAGAUGAGUUUGGAUUAUGCAGAUGAGAACGAAACAUAUAGACCUAUUGGCACUUAUCCAAGUAAUCCAAACGAUGCAUAUACUCUGAUCGAGGUGGAUGAGAAUGAGCAACUGAUAGAUGACGAGGAUGAGGACCUUAAAGCAGCCAUCGAAGCCAGUCUCAAACAAUCAUAG